UUCUAUUAGCUCCAUUUUUUACAGACAUGAAAGUAAGGUUCUUUAUGUCUAGACUGUCUCUUUCUUUUCCAACAAUAAUUUAGGUGUCUGAACCUUCAAAGUCAAAUUUUUAUAAAAAAGUAGUGUGUCAUCACACUCUGUCUCACGAAAAAAACAAUUAAUUAGAGAUGCAUUUUCAUCUUUACUGAUUGAUUCUUAUGUGUUAUCAAAAUAAAUACUGAAUAAAUUCAGAUUCACGAACUUCGAUCACUCUAUUGAUAACGUUAAUCUUUUUGGAAGAUGUAAACAAAGUCACGUGGUACAAGAGUAGUCUCGCCGUCCAAUCGGGUUGCUGCAUUCAGAAUAGCAUGUGGGCGGUGGCAACUUGGCAAGUCAGUGCGAUGUUUUCUUUCUCAUUCGGUGAUACAAGUUUGGAGUUUGAGUAUCAGUCGUCUAUUCCGUCGUAAUUUUAAAUUGAUGAUUGCAAGUGCUCAGAUUGUUAUUAGUAAAAAUCUGGUGUAAAAUGGUGUUGAAGUGGCCAUUUGAUUAAAACUAAAGUGACGUGAAUAAUUGUAUUCAUGGAAUAAAGUGAAUUAGAACUGGUCACUGAUGUGCUAGGUUAGGUUUUCCAAAUAAAAUGUAAUACUAUGUUUAUAAACGUUGUGUGCUCAAUAACCGGUGUUAAGUUUUAAGCCUAUAAAAGUUGAUUUGAGUGAGUACAAUAGUAAAAUUAUUAUUCAAUGUCUCAAUCGACGAGGGAUACUAUUAUUCAUUUAGUGGCUGGAGGGGCUGCGGGGACAGCAGGUGCAGUGGUGACGUGUCCGCUGGAGGUGGUGAAGACGCGACUGCAGUCGUCGUCAUCAGGCUUCCAUUCGCCGCAGCAGCCGCAACACGUGUGUCUGCCGAAGAUCGCAUCGGCCGACGGCUGUUCGCACAGUCACGUGACCUGCAAGACCAUCCAGCACCGGCGCCGCAUCAACACCAUCACGCCCCGUCAUGCCACCCAGUUCCUGGCGCUCUCGCACUAUGGCCGCAACGUAGCCGGCGCUGGCCUCCAGACAAACGGCGCCCCCACCGGACUCGCACAGUGCCUCAGGCAUAUAGUGGAGCACGAGGGCCCGCGAGCGCUGUUCAAGGGCCUUGGUCCGAACCUGGUCGGCGUGGCUCCGUCUCGGGCCAUCUACUUCUGUGCCUACUCCCAGUCCAAGUCCUCCCUCAACGGUGUCUUCUCGCCCGACACCGCCAUCGUUCACAUUCUCUCCGCAUCCUGUGCAGGAUUUGUAGCAUGCUCAGCGACGAAUCCGAUCUGGUUCGUGAAGACGCGACUGCAGCUGGACUACACUCGCAGCGGACAGCGACUCACAGCAUCGCAGUGCAUCCGCAGAAUAUACAGGCAGUCGGGUAUCAAAGGUUUCUACAAAGGUAUCACAGCUUCGUACUGGGGCAUAUCAGAGACAGUUGUACAUUUUGUAAUCUACGAAGCGAUCAAGGCCAAGUUGCUGAUGAGGCGAGCGACAAGUGAGGGUGACACAAAAACGUCAAGAGACUUUCUUGAGUUCAUGAUUGCCGGUGCCAUUUCAAAGACUGUUGCCUCGUGUAUAGCUUAUCCUCAUGAAGUGGCUAGGACGCGACUGCGAGAGGAAGGCAACAAGUACCACGGCUUUUGGCAGACUCUGGGCGUGGUGUUCAAGGAGGAAGGGCACAGGGGGGUGUACCGGGGCCUGGCCACCCAGCUCAUCCGACAGAUCCCCAACACAGCCAUCAUGAUGGCCACCUACGAGGCCGUCGUCUAUGUCCUCACCACCUAUUGUGAUGCCAACAGUAACUUUUACUCUAGAGAUAAUCAUUGAUCUAUCUGUGAUAUUGCCGUAUUUUCGAAGAAGCCUUCAAACCUAGAAUACGCUCAUAUAGUUGCUCGAUCCAUUAAACGCGUCUUCACGAUGUGACAUGUUCAAGGCUUGUGCUUUGUUAUAAAUUGUUUGUAUUCGUAUGUCGUCUCACCUUUUUAUAUUGACAUAUUUUGUAUAACAGAUUAUAAUAAUUUUGAAGGAGCGCGUUGAUAAAUUAAGUCAUGUUUUUGUUAAUUGUUGAAAAUGGAAUUUUAUUUUUGAAAAUUAUCAUAUUGAAUUUAUAUUUUGUACCGAAGGAAGUAUAUAAUCUUCUAAAAAUAGGCAAAGUGUUUUCAAUGAUGUUCAGUAAAUGGAUUCUGAAUGAAUAUUUUGUUAUUAGUUGCGUUUUUAGAUUUCCUGUAUAUGUAAACUAGAUUACACAUAGUAAUAUAACACUGUUAAACCAUGAGAAAAUGUGUUCUAAUAAAUAUGACAAUUUCCUUAAUAGUCAAGUAGCACAAGAGUUGUCAAAGCGCUUACAAAUUGAUUCGGGUGUUGUACCACUUAUCGAAAUACUUUCUUAUUCAUUUUCUCAUUUUUAACGAUCAAUUCUUGUAAUUAAUCCGAUUUGAGAUUCUGUUUAGAAGAAGUAUGGAUAUUUUCUAAAUAUCUAGAACUAAUUCGCCUAAACUCUUGUGGCAUUGUAUUACUGUAUAAUAUAAGGCGUCAUAUAGCAAAAUAAUUUAUGGGAAAGAAACCAUUACAGAUUCAAAUAGUUAAUGCUUUAACUAGUUUUUGUAUAGAAAAAUUUAUUAAUUCUUGAUCGGAUGAUCAUUAUCUAAAUCACAGUUCAAUUAGCAUGUAUAACGACUAGAAAAUGAAAAAAUGAAAUUUUAUGGUAAUCUGAACAGUUGGGAAAAAUAGAUUUUUAUUUUUCUUAACUCCAAAUCAAAUGCACUAGGUUUAAUAGAUUUCGAUUCCAUAACCAUGACUAUAUUCCAAAGUAGCAAUAUAUUCUUAUUCGUCCUUUUGACAAGGUUGGUUGGAUACAAUUUUUUUCUGUUUACGCACAAAUUUGUCAUGGCUAGUCUUGUAUUUAGGAGAGGCAGAGAGGCAGUGGAGUCUUGAUCAUUCAAUCCAGUUGUAGUUAACUAUAUUCUUUUGAUUCAUUUGUUGGUGAACAUUGAAAUUUCUUAUCACACAUAGUUUAGACAUAUGAUGUUUCUACCACAUUACAAAUUGUAAGUUGAUCUUACGUACAUAAUUGAGAAUGUAACUAGAUUUUUUUGGAGGGUUCAAUUUUUUACUGUAAAAGAGGAAUUGCCAUAGAGAAAUAUAAAAUAUACUGCAGUUGUAAACUACGUAAAUUUCUGUAGUUCUAGACUCUCAGUUACUAUCUAGUGCUUCCAGGCUACUAUUUUGUAUUCAAAUUAAUUAAUAACUUGAUCAAUACAGUCAUAUUUAUGUACACUCGAGAACAAUAUUGUUGAGUUUAAAAUAGUUAUAAUUUAAAAUGUUAUUUUGUGAUUUUCGAAGCAAAAUCAUUCAUUUGAAAUUAUCAAGACUCAUUUAUCACGUAGGCCUACCUAUUUACCCACUUGCGAUUAUUCAAACUUAAUUUUAAACUAAUCAAAGCUUCAGUGUUGCUUGAACCACAAUAUAGCUAGAUUUAUUGCCACAACAUAUAAAAGUACAGUAAUAGGAAUAUCAAUACAUUUUAAAGGUCGAUUGAUUGAGACUCUGCUAUAGAAGUAGUAUAAAAAGACUGUUGUAUAGAAUAAUAAUUGAAAUAACAUUUAUACAUAGAAUAUUAUGUAACAGGUUAUUUAAAAUAAAUAAAAUAAAAAUAAA
Messenger RNA from Nilaparvata lugens (brown planthopper), 3659 nucleotides. RefSeq names its product mitochondrial carrier protein Rim2 (gene Rim2). Lineage: Eukaryota; Metazoa; Arthropoda; Insecta; Hemiptera; Delphacidae. Bases 720 to 1829 code for a protein of 369 amino acids. The transcript has 6 exons. The record is from RefSeq and is a predicted model, not a curated record. Gene Ontology annotation, molecular function: pyrimidine nucleotide transmembrane transporter activity. Gene Ontology annotation, biological process: pyrimidine nucleotide import into mitochondrion. Gene Ontology annotation, cellular component: mitochondrion.